This is a messenger RNA of Aspergillus udagawae, 1014 nucleotides long. Its product is annotated as glutathione S-transferase family protein. Gene Ontology annotation, molecular function: glutathione transferase activity. The coding region runs from base 1 to 1014 and encodes 337 amino acids. The record is from RefSeq and is a predicted model, not a curated record. Gene Ontology annotation, cellular component: cytoplasm. Lineage: Eukaryota; Fungi; Ascomycota; Eurotiomycetes; Eurotiales; Aspergillaceae. The transcript has 5 exons.
AUGACCACAGGCAAUACAGGCAAAAUUACCGAUUGGGUAGACCCCAAAGACAAGUCGGGCGAAUUCAAGCGGCAGCAAUCGGUGUUCCGCAACUUCAUCUCCAGGGAGCCUGGCGCUCAAUUUCCUCCGGAGAAAGAUCGCUAUCAUCUUUAUGUCUCAUAUGCCUGUCCUUGGGCACACCGGACAUUGAUCACACGGAAGCUCAAGGGUCUCGAGGAUAUCAUCUCGUUUACAUCAGUCCACUGGCAUUUGGGCGAAAAUGGCUGGCGCUUUGCAACAGCCAACGAAGAGGUUGCAGGAGAGAAUGUCACCCCAGACCCGUUGCAUCCUGAUUUCACGCAUCUGCGUGCCAUAUACUUCUCCAAUGAUCCCGAUUAUACUGGAAGAUUCACCGUCCCAGUGCUAUUUGAUAAGAAGACGCAACGCAUCGUGAGCAAUGAGAGUGCUGAGAUCAUUCGCAUGUUCUACUACGAAUUCGAUGAUCUCCUUCCCGAAAAAUACAAGAACGUCGACCUGUACCCUCCCGCUCUCCGAAGCGAGAUCGACGCCACCAAUGACUGGACCUACAACGACGUCAACAACGGCGUCUACAAGUCUGGUUUUGCGACGACACAAGAAGCCUACGAAAAGGCUGUGACGACCCUCUUCGCCUCCCUCGACAGGAUCGAAGCCCAUCUCUCAAAGGACGCCAACUCCCCGUACUUCUUCGGCUCAUCCAUCACCGAGAUCGAUAUCCGACUUUUCACGACUAUCGUCCGCUUUGACCCCGUCUACGUGCAGCACUUCAAGUGUAACAUUCGUGAUAUUCGCUCCGGGUACCCCGCCAUCCAUCGCUGGUUGCGUCGCCUUUACUGGGAUAUUCCCGCGUUCCGGCAGACGACGGAUUUUGAGCACAUUAAGAAACACUAUACAAAGAGUCAUAAGCAGAUCAAUCAGUUUGCUAUUACUCCUGUCGGGCCGGUUCCAGACAUUCUUCCUAAAGAGGAAGAGGUGAGAGCGGUUGCGGCACGAUAG